AUCCUAUUAACAGCUCAUUAUCAUUAGUGAAAUACGGGGAAAAUAUGAAUUAUGCAUCUAGCAAUUUUUUAUCAUUCAUGCACAUUUUGAUUGUCAGGCGUCAGAGUACGUUCGAUGGCAGUCUGUCGAACAUUGGUAGUUUCCCGUUUGAGUGUUGUUUACUCCCUUUGAGAGAUUAGUUUAUUCUCCACGAAUAUAAACAUCGAAAAAUCAAAAACUAAGUUGAUAAAAAGUUGUGUGCUCCGGUAUAAUUUUUUAGUAUCAGUGACGGACAAAGGUGAUAUAAAAAUGUCCUCUUGUCCAAGCGACUAUGAUCCCAGUGAAUCGUCCAAAUCUCCACAAAGUAUUUGGGAGUCAGGAGGAUACAGUUCUCCGUCGCAACAAGUUCCUCAAUUGACUUCUAACUUAACAGAAUUGUCUGUUGAUCACAGCUAUAGAUACAAUGGAAAUGGACCAUAUCUACAGAUCACAGAGCAACCACAGAAAUACUUUCGGUUCCGUUAUGUUAGCGAGAUGGUGGGAACACAUGGAUGUUUGCUUGGCAAAUCCUAUACAACAAAUAAAGUUAAAACUCAUCCGACAGUUGAACUCGUGAAUUACACCGGUCGAGCCCUGAUAAAGUGCCAACUGUCGCAAAACAAGAGCGAAGACGAACACCCGCACAAACUGCUCGAUGAACAAGACAGAGACAUGAGCCACCACGUUCCCGAGCACGGCAGUUAUAGAGUGGUAUUUGCUGGUAUGGGUAUAAUUCAUACUGCCAAAAAGGAAGUUGCAGGGUGGCUCUAUAGAAAAUAUAUACAGCAGAACAAGAAUGAAAAGUUUAAUAAGAAAGAGCUCGAAGCGCAUUGUGAGAGGAUGUCCAAAGAGAUCGAUUUAAAUAUAGUUAGACUGAAGUUUAGCGCUCACGAUAUUGACACUGGCAUUGAAAUUUGCCGGCCAGUGUUCUCUGAACCCAUUUAUAAUUUGAAGUGUGCGUCUACGAAUGAUUUGAAAAUAUGCCGCAUAAGCCGUUGUUACGGUAGACCGAGAGGCGGCGAAGAUAUCUUCAUAUUUGUCGAAAAGGUCAACAAGAAAAACAUCCAAGUUCGGUUCUUUAGACUGGAAAACGGGGAGCGCACCUGGUCAGCGAUGGCGAACUUUCUGCUAAGCGAUGUUCACCACCAAUACGCUAUCGCUUUUAGAACGCCACCGUACGUCAAUCACCAAAUUUCUGAAGACGUGCAAGUUUUUAUAGAACUCGUACGCCCUUCAGACGGUAGGACGAGCGCUCCCAUGGAGUUCACAUACAAGGCUGAGCAAAUCUAUAAACAGAACAAGAAACGUAAAACUACUUCGUCGUACUCGUCGCUCGACAGCUCCUCAGGUUCGGCCGGUUCAAUUAAAAGCAUCAGCGAACUGCCCGCGCCCGUUGUUUUUGCUGAAAACUUACCUGAAAACAAUGAGCGUAUUAUAGAUAUACCCGUACAACAGAAUAUGCUGUACCAGGUUCUGCCAAGUCAAUGUGAUUUAGCCGACGCGUUCAUGGAGGUGGACAGCAAGGGAAGUCCGGCCAGCGUCGUGGACCCGAUGUGGGCCGGCGCCGACGGCGGGCUGCAGAUGGCGUCGAGCCUGCCCGCCAUCAAACUCGGCUCCACCGAACUAGAGAGCUUGGCGCACCGCGGCAAGGACGGAGUGCCAAUUGACAAAGAAUUUUUUGACAAUUACCUUAGCUCACUGAACUCACUUGGUGAACUUAACGACGAUGAUGAGAUCAAUCAUAUGCAAUAUGUGCGCUCGUUACAGAUGGUCCACGCCGACUCGGCACGACGAAAGGCUGAACCGCAACCCAAAGACACUGUAACCAAACCGACGCAAUCUUCCCCGAAGGACACAGACUAUGGCGCCCAGUCGGCACGCCCCACUGAAUAUUCUGCUUAUUAUAAAAUGGAAGACGGCGUGGAAGUUAAAAAACUGGUGAAAGAAUUGUGUAGUAUCAUACAGAACAAAGCGGGAUAUAAAAAACAAGAAGUGAGAAACAAAUUGGAGAGGCUGUUCACCUACCGUCUGUCCAACGGAGAUACAUUCCUUCAUAUGACAUUGUGCAGCAAUCAAAGUAGUUUUGAAUACAUUGUCAAAAUCAUACAUAGCGUGAAAAUGACACAUCUAUUGGACUAUUGUAAUAAUAAACAGCAAACCAUAUUACACAUGGCUAUUGUAAACGACCUGCCUCGGAUGGUCUCCUUACUUAUUGCAAAAGGCUGCAAUCCAAUGAAUAAAGACAGUGAAGGCGACAAUGCGGUGCACUACGCUGUGAGGAGCGAAUGUUGUUUAGAAGCAUUAUUGGACGCCAUAAAAAAUAACAAUGUUCGGUGCGAUUUGAACGACUGCAAUAACGAGAAGCAGACGGCGCUGCACCUGUCGACGAGCGGCGCGAGCGCGCGGCUGCUGGCGGCGCGCGGCGCCGACCCGCGCGUGCGCGACGCGCAGGGCCGCACGCCGCUGCACCUCGCCGCCUACGACGACAACUGCGACGUCGUCAGCGCGCUGCUCGAGUUCGUGUCGCCCUCGGAAAUAGACGUUGUGGACGGCUGUGGAAACACUGCGUUACAGAUCGUCUGCGGCGGCUCCGUUAAGAAGAACACUUUGGAAAUAGUAAAACUGUUGCUCCAAAAAAAGGCUGAUCCGUUGAAGCAAGAUGGGCACAACAUAUCGGCGUGGAAGAUGGCGCGCGAACACUCCGAAAUACGGGACGCGAUGAAGGACUACGUCCCCGCCGCUGCGUACGAGGAGGACACCAAGUCGGAAAUGGACGAUGAGUUCGAAUCCGCUGAUGAGGAGGACUACCGGAUGGGUUCCGGGUCGGGCGCUGUGAGUCUGCCGGAGCUGGGCGCGUACGUGGAGGCGCUGAGCGCGGCGCUGGAGGCGGGCGGCGCGUGGCGCGCGCUCGCGCACCGCCUCGGCCUCGCCGCCGCGCUCGACUGGUGCGCGCGACAGCACGCGCCCGCGCGCACGCUGCUGCUGCACCUCAAGGUACUCACGCACUACAUGUACAGACACGUGGAGGCGCUGAGCGCGGCGCUGGAGGCGCUCGCGCACCGCCUCGGCCUCGCCGCCGCGCUCGACUGGUGCGCGCGACAGCACGCGCCCGCGCGCACGCUGCUGCUGCACCUCAAGGUACUCACGCACUACAUGUACAGACACGUGGAGGCGCUGAGCGCGGCGCUGGAGGCGCUCGCGCACCGCCUCGGCCUCGCCGCCGCGCUCGACUGGUGCGCGCGACAGCACGCGCCCGCGCGCACGCUGCUGCUGCACCUCAAGGUACUCACGCACUACAUGUACAGACACGUGGAGGCGCUGAGCGCGGCGCUGGAGGCGCUCGCGCACCGCCUCGGCCUCGCCGCCGCGCUCGACUGGUGCGCGCGACAGCACGCGCCCGCGCGCACGCUGCUGCUGCACCUCAAGGUACUCACGCACUACAUGUACAGACACGUGGAGGCGCUGAGCGCGGCGCUGGAGGCGCUCGCGCACCGCCUCGGCCUCGCCGCCGCGCUCGACUGGUGCGCGCGACAGCACGCGCCCGCGCGCACGCUGCUGCUGCACCUCAAGGUACUCACGCACUACAUGUACAGACACGUGGAGGCGCUGAGCGCGGCGCUGGAGGCGCUCGCGCACCGCCUCGGCCUCGCCGCCGCGCUCGACUGGUGCGCGCGACAGCACGCGCCCGCGCGCACGCUGCUGCUGCACCUCAAGGUACUCACGCACUACAUGUACAGACACGUGGAGGCGCUGAGCGCGGCGCUGGAGGCGCUCGCGCACCGCAACGGCCUCGCCGCCGCGCUCGACUGGCGCUGA
Molecule: messenger RNA, 3834 nt
Organism: Manduca sexta (tobacco hornworm)
Lineage: Eukaryota; Metazoa; Arthropoda; Insecta; Lepidoptera; Sphingidae
Gene: Rel
Product: nuclear factor NF-kappa-B p100 subunit
Exons: 22
Coding region: 289-3834 (1181 amino acids)
Biological process (GO): response to cytokine; inflammatory response; non-canonical NF-kappaB signal transduction
Cellular component (GO): cytoplasm
Molecular function (GO): protein binding; DNA-binding transcription factor activity; DNA binding
Source: RefSeq, a predicted model, not a curated record